This is a messenger RNA of Harpegnathos saltator (Jerdon's jumping ant), 2090 nucleotides long. RefSeq names its product endonuclease G, mitochondrial (gene EndoG). The transcript has 5 exons. Gene Ontology annotation, biological process: apoptotic DNA fragmentation. Gene Ontology annotation, cellular component: mitochondrial inner membrane; nucleus. The record is from RefSeq and is a predicted model, not a curated record. Lineage: Eukaryota; Metazoa; Arthropoda; Insecta; Hymenoptera; Formicidae. Gene Ontology annotation, molecular function: metal ion binding; single-stranded DNA endonuclease activity; nucleic acid binding. The coding region runs from base 115 to 1098 and encodes 327 amino acids.
ACUACUAUUUUGCAAACAUGGCCGCUUUCGAGCUUCUACGAUUCGGUCCGUUUGACCGUACCAUUGUGUGUUUCGUAGGUGAAAUUGCCAAAAGAUUGAAACAAGGUUGAAAGUAUGAGUGGUGCGAAUCGAGUGACGUUUAAUCUCGCUACUCUGACCAGCGUAGGUCUUGGUGGUUGGUACCUAGGCAAGUUUUUCGAGCGGAGACGAUGCUUGAACGAAAAAGACAAUGGAGCAAUCGUGUUCCCGAAGGCGCGAAUACGUAAUAUGCCAGCUUUGCCCCUGUUCGGCACGGUUACAGCUGCUACCCCGUUGACACCAGUAGAAAGCAACACCGAAAUGGGCUCCAAAGUAUCCUCCACAGCCGCGAGAAUAUCGCAGAUUAUGAAAUUUGGUUUUCCUGGAUUGGAUCAUGUAAGAUCAUACGAAGAUUUUGUACUGUCGUACGACAGACGGAACAAAGUCGCUCAUUGGGUAUUUGAACACUUGACGAAAGAAAGAUUGCGACACAACGAUGCUGUGGACCGUUUAAAGUGCGAAUUCAAGCCUGAUCAGAGUAUACAUCCUUUUUUCAGAUCAGAGAACGCAGAUUACAAGGGAAGCGGUUACGAUCGUGGUCAUCUGGCUGCAGCUGGCAAUCAUAAAGUUGAACAGAAGCACAUGGAGCAAACUUUUCUCCUCUCCAACAUGGCGCCACAAGUUGGUGUGGGUUUUAACCGAGAUUCUUGGAACAGAUUGGAGAAACAUGUUAGAAAAUUGACAAACAUCUAUAAGGAUGUUUAUGUGUGCACAGGACCGCUGUAUCUUCCAAAAAAAGAAGCAGAUGGAAAAAAGUAUGUGCGCUAUGAAGUAAUAGGAGUAAAUAAUGUGGCAGUGCCUACGCACUUUUAUAAAGUGAUCGUCGGCGAGACAAGCGACGGCAAGUUGGAGAUGGAAACCUUUGUAAUGCCAAACACGCCAAUCGAUGAUAAUACACCGCUCGCCAACUUUCAGGUACCACCAGAGAGAAUCGAACGUGCUGCUGGACUUUUAUUUUUCGAUAAAAUAUCGCGCGAUAAGCUGAGCAAGGUGAACGGGAAAAGCACAGGCUGGUUUUAACCCUACAUUGAUUACGUAGAUUAUUUCUAGUGUAUUUUUAGUAGCGAUAAAUAAAAAACUCGUUUACAUAAUUCAAAUAGCUUUUCGCCGAUAAACGACGACAAGCUCAAGAUAGAGAGAGGCUGUUGUGUCGCCAAAUAUAUCAUCAAUGAAGGAUGACACGUUCCUCAUUAAUUUCUAGAUGUUAGUGCGUUUUAUCUCUAAUUUUUAUAAAUCCAAAGUAAAAAGAAACUAUCGAAUUAUACGAGACAUUCUAUACUGUAAAUACGAUUAUAAUGAAACAAAUUCAUUUGUUCAUUCAUAUAAAAAAAUAUUCUAUUAACGAGAAAAAUGUACGUGUGCGUGUAUAUGUGUGUGUGUGUGUGUGUGCGCGUGUGCGUGUGUGUGUGCGCGCGCGCGCGCCCGCGUACGUGCAGGAAAUACGACAAAAUGUAAAUAAACUAGCAUUAUGACAGUGUAAUUUUAUCAGAUGUUUCCAGACAGAAUCGAAUUAUUGUGCUAACAUCAUAUUUCAUUAAAGUGAUAAAUGUGUACAUAGUCGUUUCUUAAAUUAUACGUAUAUAUAUUGUUUUCGUACACUUAAUUGUACACUUAAUUAUUCGCUUGCGGAGGAAGGGGGAGGAGGAGAAUAGUUCCGCUUAUAUACUUAUCCAACGCAAUGUGUCGCGUGUCUGUCAAACACGAUCACAUGGAAUAAAUUCUCACGAUUCUCACGAUUUUUCAAAUCUACAUAUGUAUUUUAUUCGACCCUUUCUUUUGCAACGAUCCAAGUUCGGACACGUCUAUUACGAGAUGAAUUAUACGUGCCAAUUUUACAUGCUUCUAUCUCGAAAUGAAAAGAUAAAAGAACUGUAUUAUUUGUCUAAACUGUGGACAUUAGGAUACUCUUCGCACAGUUUCGACACAUGUGCAUUAUAAAAUGUCUGUAUUAUAAAAUAAGAAAAUUAAGGAAACAAACAAAGUCGAUGGAAAUUUAAUUUAUUUUUCUCAGA